Engraulis encrasicolus (European anchovy) is the source of this 4324-nucleotide messenger RNA. RefSeq names its product cryptochrome-1-like. Gene Ontology annotation, biological process: negative regulation of DNA-templated transcription; entrainment of circadian clock by photoperiod; circadian regulation of gene expression. Gene Ontology annotation, cellular component: cytoplasm; nucleus. Bases 767 to 2653 code for a protein of 628 amino acids. NCBI's taxonomy places the organism in Eukaryota, Metazoa, Chordata, Actinopteri, Clupeiformes, Engraulidae. The transcript has 14 exons. Gene Ontology annotation, molecular function: FAD binding; DNA binding. The record is from RefSeq and is a predicted model, not a curated record.
UUGACCGAGAUAGCAAAUGAAUUUUAUGGCUGCCUGUAUUCGGGAGUGCCGUUGCUUAAACUGAGUUUCGAUGGGAAUAUACGGAAAGUUUGGAUCUAUCAUUUCAAGUGGAAUGUUCUAGACUGGAUACGCUUUACGCAAGUGACAGUUUUAAUAAUUUUAAAACGCAAAAGGCUUAUAUAUUCGUGUUCAAGCGCAGUUUCAUAUUUACAUAACCUAGUCACCGAGGUUGGCACGCUUUCGUAGGCUACGGCUGUUCGCAGGUUGUAAACGUUAGAUUUUCUGUCUGGGUGCUUACAACACAACUUUGCGAUUCAAUACCCUUUAUCGUUUUAAUUUUUUGUUGCGUUAUUCAAAGUAAAGUAAAGCUUUCUUUUAUUUAUUUCCAUUCAGAAAAACAUGUUAUACAACAUCAGGGAAGCGCACACAGAGUAGUACGCGUGGUCCUAAAGCCGGUUGUGUUGUUGUCCAAGCAGUGCGCGUGUUGCUACUUGUGACCAAAUGCUUCAGUGUCGAUCAUUGUCCAGAUUUUUUGACACAAUGGAAAAAGUUUUAUUGGAGCAAGGUUAAUUCCCGUCAAAGCAUCAGGUUUUCGUACACUUACAAUCCUAUCGCUACCCAGCUGUUAAGCUAAUCGACAGCGUUUCCCGAUUUGGAGAUUCCCGAUUUGGAGCAGUGGGUCUUAACCACUUCAACGAGAGGGUUUUUACCCCGAAGGACAAUAAUAAACCCCAAAACAUCCUUAAAGGACUAAUCGAGUGGAGUAAUGGUCGUAAACACGAUCCACUGGUUCAGGAAGGGCUUGCGGCUCCACGACAAUCCUUCGCUCAGGGAAUCCAUUCAAGGAGCGGACAGCGUCCGCUGUGUCUACAUCCUCGACCCGUGGUUUGCAGGAUCGUCCAACGUUGGCAUCAGCAGGUGGAGGUUCUUGCUUCAGUGUCUAGAAGACUUGGACGCCAGCCUACGCAAACUCAACUCUCGCCUGUUUGUGAUCCGAGGCCAACCCACCGAUGUCUUCCCCAGGCUCUUCAAGGAGUGGAACAUCUCUCGCUUGUCCUAUGAGUAUGACUCGGAGCCCUUUGGGAAGGAGCGCGAUGCGGCGAUUAAGAAGCUGGCCAGCGAGGCUGGCGUGGAGGUCUUCGUGAGGAUCUCCCACACGCUCUAUGACCUUGACAAGAUCAUAGAGCUAAAUGGCGGCCAGUCUCCGCUGACCUACAAACGCUUCCAGACCCUGAUCAGCCGCAUGGAGGCGGUGGAGAUGCCCGCUGAGGUCAUCACGGCCGACGUCAUCGGCGCCUGCACGACGCCCAUCUCAGACGACCACGACGACAAGUUCGGGGUGCCCUCCCUGGAGGAGCUGGGCUUCGACACAGAGGGUCUCGCCUCCGCUGUAUGGCCUGGUGGAGAGACGGAGGCCCUCACUCGACUGGAAAGACAUUUGGAAAGGAAGGCAUGGGUUGCCAACUUUGAGCGUCCGCGGAUGAACGCCAACUCCUUGUUGGCCAGCCCUACGGGCCUCAGCCCCUACCUGCGCUUUGGAUGCCUCUCCUGCCGCCUCUUCUACUUCAAGCUCACCGACCUCUUCAGGAAGGUGAAGAAGAACAGCUCCCCGCCACUCUCCCUCUACGGCCAGUUGCUGUGGCGUGAAUUCUUCUACACGGCAGCCACCAACAAUCCGCGCUUCGACAAGAUGGAGGGCAACCCCAUCUGUGUACAGAUCCCCUGGGACCGCAACCCCGAGGCGCUGGCCAAGUGGGCCGAGGGACGCACCGGCUUCCCCUGGAUCGACGCCAUCAUGACACAGCUGCGGCAGGAAGGCUGGAUCCACCACCUGGCGCGCCAUGCCGUGGCCUGCUUCCUCACCCGCGGAGACCUGUGGAUCAGCUGGGAGGAGGGCAUGAAGGUGUUUGAGGAGUUGCUGCUGGACGCGGACUGGAGUGUGAACGCGGGCAGCUGGAUGUGGCUCUCCUGCAGCUCCUUCUUCCAGCAGUUCUUCCACUGCUACUGCCCCGUGGGCUUCGGCCGACGCACCGACCCCAACGGAGACUACAUCAGGCGCUACCUGCCCGUCCUGCGGGGUUUCCCGGCCAAGUACAUCUACGACCCGUGGAACGCGCCGGAGAACGUGCAGAAGGUGGCCAAGUGCAUCAUCGGGGUGCACUACCCCAAGCCCAUGGUCAACCACGCCGAGGCCAGCCGCCUCAACAUCGAACGCAUGAAGCAGAUCUACCAGCAGCUGUCCUGCUACAGGGGACUGGGCCUGCUGGCCACAGUGCCGUCCAACCCCAAUGGGAAUGGCGAGGGCUCCAGUGCCAUGAUGGGGUUCCCCAGCGCAGACAACACGGCACAGGAGGCUGUGGCCACCACCUCUUCAGGGUACCAGAUGCAAAUGGCAUGCCAAGGAGAGUGGCACAGUGGGACGAUGGCAUACACCCAACCAGACCCCAAAACGGCCGCCAAUCAACGAACAGGGUAUCCAGGCAACAGCAGCGGGAUGGUGUGCUACAGACAGGAGCCCCAACAGAUGACUGCCGCGUUAGUGCAGCAAGGGCGAAGCCUGCCUCCAGUCAGCACUCUUGCUCCUGGCAAGCGGCAUAUGGAGGACUCUGGACACAGCACAGGCUCUAAGAUGCAGCGACAAAGCAUCACUUAGCAAGGAAUUGGAAUGAGGCCAAAUCAAAUCAUGAACCCUUGAAAAAACUAAUUACACACACACACACACACACACACACACACACACACACACACACACACACACACACACACACACACACACACACACACACAGACACACACAGACACACACAGACACACACAGACACAGGAAAAAAUCUGACUCACAAGACAAGACACCCAUGGACCGGUGAAGCUGUUCUCUCCCAUUACCAAACCUGUUACAUGUGCGUUUUGGAGGACGAAGGAAGACAAAAGCAGCCAGCAACAUCCACAGAUAUGGCCAGACUGCACGUUUCUUUUAUCUUCUUUUUUUCUUUCUUUUGUGUUUCCUGUAAAGCACAUCCAUGUCGUCUAAAAGCCGAGAACUGAACUGUCCAUCACUGGUGAGGCGUGUCCUCUACGCACCUGACCAAUCUCUCCUCCCCUCAGCAACAACAUACUGCCCCGUGUGGCCACAUGCUGCCACUGCAACACCUGAUGUUGCCUGAGCCAUCAUUUGGAAGGCUCGGGCUCUGAAGACCUCUCUGUCUGUAUAUAAGGAUCUGUUUUGGAGUUUGACUCGCAUACAAACCUGUACAUAUUUGUUAUUGUAUGUGCAUUCUCUCUCUGUUUCUCUUUCUUGCAUUCUUUUUUUUCUUUUUGUGUAGUCAUAGGGCCAUUGAUAUAUUUUUGAUAUAAAGAAUCAUUGUGAAAUUGGUUUUACUCUGUUCUUUAUGACUUCAAACAUAAAUGUUAUAUAUAUAAAAUAUUUAAAAAAAACAAAAAACAAAAAAGAUUUUCUGACUUUGCCCUUUCGAGGGUAAACAAUGCUCCGGGUCUUGCUGGCACACUUACCCCUUUCUUAGCCCCCUCCCCAAUACUGCCUCUCAUACCCCUGUGUUAUGCCCUCGCCUAUGCCUUCCCUGAACACAUACACACAAGCCACUGUGUUUUUGUUGUUUGAUACCCGCACUUCAUAUGGUUGAAUUCCGCAACAUCUCACCACAUUAUUUUCCGUCCCUAAUUGCAACCCUGUCCCUUGGCUCUCCAAUCCCCCCCCCAAAUCCACACCCCACCCAACCCAAUCACGGUGUUCUGCCUAAAUGGGUAACCCCAUCGAGAUGAGCUAUGAGUAGGCUUACCCCCUAGGUAUCCACCCUAGGAGUGCGUUGUAAUGGCUUAGUACAGGGGUGGGGAACCUUUUGCAUUUGAAGGGCCACUUCAAAUUCUUCCGAGGGGCCGUGAAAGUCCUCCAAGGGCCGUGCUAUGAACACAAACCAGGAUUUUCUCCUUCACUUUAGGCCUAUAUUGAAGGCAGCCACAUUUAAACAAACACCACCUUCUUUAGGUUCCCUGAAUAUAACUUAAUUGUAUUGCAAAUGUAUUUUCUAAGAUUCCUUUACAAAAUGUCAUAUUUCAUGUGAAGCUGAAUAACAUUAAAAUUAUAUCGGAGGCCUCGAGACAUAGGUUCCCCACCCCUGGCUUAGUACCUCAGCUUGACGGGUAGCUUAUGUCGGACACCGUGUACCCAUACCCCUCCUUUCUCUUGCUGGUAUUGGCUCCCUCUCUUGUGAUUAUCAUUGUGUACUACUUCAAUGUAUCAUCACUUUGUGCUUCUUCCUCCUUUAUGUUGUACUUGUUUAAUAAAUAAAAUUUAUUAUAAAUGUGA